AUGCCUCCCAAGGCAAUACAUCGGAGGAACCAAACGGCGCUCCAAGGCAAAUCAUUGAAGUCUCUCUUGCUGCAGACAAUCGCAUAUCAUGGCUCCAAGUUUCAGGAUCUUUUAUCUUAUUCUUCAACUCAUGAGAAGUCUGCUAUCAGACCAAUCACCGUCAUCUAUUUCUUGGAUUGGGUCUUCCUUAUCAUGUUUACUGGAGCUGUAACGGGCCCACUAUUCGAUGCCGGCUACUUUCGAGCGCUCAUUACUGUGGGAACCUUCAUGGUACCAUUAGGGUUAUUCAUGACGAGUAUUUCGUCGAAAUUCUGGCAUUUCAUUCUAGCACAAGGCUUUUGUGUUGGGCUGGGAGCUGGUACCUUAUUCGUUCCAGCUAUCGCAAUCCUUCCUCAAUAUUUCAUCGAAAAGAGAGGAUUGGCUAUAGGAAUUGUAUCUGCCGGAAGCAGUGUUGGUGCAGUCCUCUACCCAAUUAUUUUCGAGCGACUCCAAGAGAAUAUUGGGUUCCGUUGGUCGGCUCGUUCAUUGGGAUUUAUCGCUUUUGGAACAUGUUGUAUUUCCCAAAGUAUCAUGCGUGUGCGAUUUACUCCAAGUGAUAGAAGGAGACUGGUCCAGUUUUCUGCCUUCAAGGAACCGAAAUAUCUUGUAUUUUGCUUUGCCUUAUUCAUGGGCUAUCUAUCAUUUUACAACUUUUUUUUCUACGUUCAGUCAUAUGCCACUGAUACAGGAAUUGUCGGGCACGAGCUAGGGCUAUACCUUCUUUCCAUGCUGAAUGCGGGAUCAGCAUUUGGUCGAGUCAUCCCCAACCUUAUUGCCGAUCAUAUUGGGCCAUUGAAUGUGAUCGCCCCGGUGUCCACUAUUACAACUCUCAUGGCCUUUGCUUGGAUCGGAACUCAUAACGCACCUGGGAUAAUCGUCUUGGGUAUAUUAUAUGGGUGUGCAUCAGGUGGCUUUAUGGCUCUUCCGCCAUUGGUUCUGUCUGCUUUGGCAGAGGAUGAUCGACAUGUGGGAACAAGGUUGGGUAUGUCAUUCGCAGUUGCUUCGAUCGGUGCAUUGAUUGGCACACCGAUUGGUGGUGCAAUUAUCAAUGACACUAAAACUUAUCUUGGAGUCCAACUAUUUACAGCUUGUUGCCUCAUCACCGCAUCCGUCGCGUUUAUCGCUUUGAGGUUUGCACAAACGGGGCCGCGAAUUCUUACACGAGUAUAA
Messenger RNA from Penicillium daleae, 1209 nucleotides. RefSeq lists its product as uncharacterized. Lineage: Eukaryota; Fungi; Ascomycota; Eurotiomycetes; Eurotiales; Aspergillaceae. The transcript has 3 exons. The record is from RefSeq and is a predicted model, not a curated record. The coding region runs from base 1 to 1209 and encodes 402 amino acids. Gene Ontology annotation, biological process: transmembrane transport. Gene Ontology annotation, molecular function: transmembrane transporter activity. Gene Ontology annotation, cellular component: fungal-type vacuole membrane.